AUGCUCCUCAUUUACCCUUCGGAUAAAUACAACAAGUGGCCCCACAUUACAGUAGGACUCAUGCUCUUUGGAGUUAUCGGUUUCAUCACUUCAGCGUGCCUUCCUGCGGAUGCGUACGGCGGGCGCUACGCAAAUCUGAUCAUCGCGUGUGUUGGGACAAUCGCCACCAUUCCCAUCCUACUCGGAUGGCUGUCGGCCAAUCUGCAUUCCACAUCCGCCCAAGGUCUGGCCAUUGCGCUCAACAUCAGCUUUGGUGCCAAAGGACAAAUCACCGGCGUGUGGAUCUACAAGAGUAAGGAGGCCAAAAGGGGUUACCCCACCGGGCACUGGACUAAUGUAUGUCUGCUAUUGUUUGGAGCGAGUAUGACUAUGGGAUUGAUGGUUUUAUACACGAUCCGCAAUAGAAGUAUCGACCGAGGGCUGAGUAGCUCACCGAGAUGGGCUUUGUAG
This is a messenger RNA of Exophiala bonariae, 450 nucleotides long. RefSeq lists its product as uncharacterized. Bases 1 to 450 code for a protein of 149 amino acids. The record is from RefSeq and is a predicted model, not a curated record. Gene Ontology annotation, cellular component: membrane. Gene Ontology annotation, molecular function: transmembrane transporter activity. Lineage: Eukaryota; Fungi; Ascomycota; Eurotiomycetes; Chaetothyriales; Herpotrichiellaceae. The transcript has a single exon.